Chaetomium fimeti is the source of this 774-nucleotide messenger RNA. RefSeq lists its product as uncharacterized. The record is from RefSeq and is a predicted model, not a curated record. The transcript has a single exon. NCBI's taxonomy places the organism in Eukaryota, Fungi, Ascomycota, Sordariomycetes, Sordariales, Chaetomiaceae. The coding region runs from base 1 to 774 and encodes 257 amino acids. Gene Ontology annotation, molecular function: hydrolase activity.
AUGCCCCCACCUCAACCACCCCAAGACCAACCCCCCACCCUCGAGCACGACCCCUCCCUCGAAGCCUUCAACAUCCCCGUGCAGGACUGGCUAGCAGCCAACCCCGAGCACCAACUAAUCGUGUCCGCCAUCGUCUCCCUCCCCUCUUCUUUCCCCUCCUUCAACCCCAACCAACCACGCCCCCAACCCCCCCAAGAAGACGACGAAAAAGAAGAACGCACGCUCCUCCUCCAGCGCGCCCCCACCGACCAAGACCCCCUAACCUGGGAGCACCCCGGCGGCGGCUGCAACCCGCACGAGACCCUCCUCCAGGCGGUAGCGCGCGAGCUGGCCGAGGAAACGGGCUUGGUGGCGCGCCGUGUGGCUGGGUUGGUUACGACGCUGGAUAUUCCCGAGCCUGGGUUUGAUGAGGUGAAGAGAGGGAGGGGGGUGAGGGGGUGGUGGAGGUUGUUUUGUUUUUUGGUUGAAAUUCAGGUUGAGGUUGAGGGGGAGGUUGAGGGGGGGGUUGAGAAUGGAGGGGAGGGUGAGGGUGAUGGGGGUGGUGAUGGGGUGGGGGGGUUGUUGCCGCUGCCGGUGGUGAGGUUGGAUCCGGAGGAGCAUUGUGCGUAUGUGUGGGCGACGGAGGGGGAGGUGAGGAGGGGGGAGUGUGGUGGGGUAGAGAUGCGGUGGGAUGGGGAGGGGAAUAUGAGGAAGGGGGUGAUUUUGAGGGGGUUUGAGGUGCUGAGGGAGAGGAGGGCGCUGGCCCGGGGGAGAGGGGUUAUGGGCGGGGUGUGA